CCCCAAAUAAACGACAGAGCAGCCAUUUUUCCAUUGCAAUUGAGUGACUGUUAAUGCUCUGAAAGCUUCAAUCUUUUCCAUAGAAAGGACAAAGUCAUGCUUCUCAAUCUGUCCAACAUUUCUUCUCCAUAUACUUUAUCAGCUUGUCAUACAACUAAAUCUUUUCCCAGAAAGAAGUCAACAUUCCAGUGUUGCUUAGCUGCCACAUUACAAGAUAAAAGGGUUAGGGAACAGAAAGUAAAUGUAUUGCAUUAUGAGGACAAUAUGAAGCGCAGAUCUCUCCUGUUUUUUCUGAUUACAUCCGGCAUAUCUCCCGCUUUUCCAGCUUUUGGGAAAACAAAGAGUAAAAACCCGUAUGAUGAAAGACGCUUACUAGAGCAGAACAAACGGAUCCAGAGAGAAAAUAAUGCCCCUGAAGAGUUUCCCAGUUUCAUCAGAGAAGGUUUUACAGUUAAAGUAGUAACGCCUGACAACUAUGAAAAGCGUGAUUCAGGUCUUAUAUUGCGGGAUUUUUCUGUUGGUGAAGGUGAUUGCCCAAAGGAUGGUCAACAGGUGACUUUCCACUAUAUUGGUUAUAACGAGUCUGGACGUCGUAUUGACAGCACAUACAUUCAAGGUUCUCCUGCAAAGAUUCGGAUGGGCACUAAAGCAUUGGUCCCAGGUUUUGAGGAAGGAAUUAGAGACAUGAGACCUGGGGGCAAAAGGAGGAUAAUCAUACCUCCAGAACUAGGACCUCCGGUUGGGCCUUCAACAUUUUUUAGCUCAAAACAGUUUGAAGUUUUUGAUGUGGAAUUGCUAGACGUCCAAGACUGCAAGCGUAGGACAAUAGGCUUCUACUCUGAUGUUGUUUGCAAUUGAACAAUAAGGUCAUGUUGUGAAUAUUUCAGUCACAUCUUGUAUCAUUGCUAUCAGGAGAAGAUACUUUUUUUU
Molecule: messenger RNA, 930 nt
Organism: Solanum verrucosum
Lineage: Eukaryota; Viridiplantae; Streptophyta; Magnoliopsida; Solanales; Solanaceae
Product: peptidyl-prolyl cis-trans isomerase FKBP20-2, chloroplastic
Exons: 7
Coding region: 97-858 (253 amino acids)
Molecular function (GO): peptidyl-prolyl cis-trans isomerase activity
Source: RefSeq, a predicted model, not a curated record